CCAAAAGCUACAACUCUAACUAACUAGCAACUAUAGGGCGAAGCGAAACCGUUACGUAUAUAGUCCAAUACCAACCCCCUUUCCCCUACUAACUUUCUUUAUUCUCGUAAUUCUAUCCAUAAUAAAAUAAAAAACUCGUAAUCUCUCCAAAACCCACAGGAAAAAAGAAGAAGAAUCUUGAAAAGCCUAACAUAAUUCAUACAUAUAGACAAGCAGAGCACAAUGGCAUCAACGAUCAAGUUUAGUAGACCACCAAUUCUUGCGUUUCUUUUGCUUCUCUUAAUGUCUUUCUUGUAUAUAUCUUUGGCCGCCUAUUGUGGUUCAAUGGGUGGCUCCUCUGGAGAAAGUUCUCCCGUCUCUUCAGGCGGUGGCUCUUCUUUCUCCCCCGUCGGAAGAGGCUCUUCUUCCUGGGACUAUAUAGACUCUGGGGGAAGUAGAGGGCAGGGAGGAGGACGGAGAGGCAGCAAAGUAGAUGUUAUAAUAUUUGUUACCGGCGUCGUGAUCUUAGUUUUAUUCUGUGCCGGUUUUAUGAUUGCCUUCUGCUGCUCUGAAUACCAAAAAGAUCGGAAAAGGAAAAAAUCAGAACAGUACAGGAGAGAGCCAAUAAAAUCAGAACAGUACACGCUUAUAAUGGUUCAGGUGGGCCUAAUGGGCAAGGCUCUUUCACUUCAAAACGAGCUCAAUGAAAUUUCCAGCACUGCAAACACUUCUACAGCGAGGGGAUGGCACCGCAUACUGACAAAAACAGUGUCGGCGUUUCUACGAUAUCCAGAAUACAUGAUCUCUGGCUUUUCAUCGGUAGAAAAGUAUAGUACCACUGGAGUAGUGCUAAUGAGGUUCAAGCAGCUCUCGAGUGAAGAAAACGAGAAGUGUCAUGCAGGAUCACUGGUAAAUUUCAACAACGUCAAUAUACAAAGAGAAGGCGUUCCUGGAAAAAAUUAUAGUAAGUUCAUCUGUUUCAAGUACUUCCUCUGACAAAUCGAUUACUUUUCUUGUUUGUUUUGACAUACUGAGCUAACUAUUUUUUCGUAAUACUUUAUCCUUUUCAAAGUACUACAUGUCUACUAAAUACUCUUUAGGAUGACUUUGGAUUGAUCAAUUGGAGCAGCAUACGCUUCUGAACCUUAGAGUUUUUUUGUUUUUUUUGGUAGCACAUGGUCACCAAACCCUAGAUGCAAAUUCUACAAAAGGAAUAUGAUCACAAAACACUGCUACAGGGGCAAACUCUCCUUUUCUUUCAUUUUCUUAUUGUUACUGAAUCUACUUUAAGUGCUUAUUUAAUUGAUCAAGGAAGUUCCGUAUCACGAAUAUUGUUAACUUGAAGAUAGCCUUCGCUGUAGCUUCAAAUGAAACAAAAACAUGUAUAAACCAGACAUUAUUUGAUGCUCUGAAAUGUCUGCUGAAUCUCUCCUUUCUAAACUAUCAUUGGUAAACAUUAGACUAUCUGUAUCUAGAUCUUCUUACGGUGAAAUCUCCUGCGUCCUCCUUCAAAUGGAAUUAAAAUGAUGCUGUGAGAAAAAUAAGGGGAUAUUUGUUAUCCAAGAAAGAAGUGAUGCGUGAGCUGGACAGAAGCCAAUACUAGUUUUUUAUUCUUGUCUUUAGAUGGCUCCUACUUGUUAACUUGACCUCUUGCAGAACGUAUUUUGAAAGUCUGAAAUAUCUGUAUUUUUUAUUAUUCUACCCAUACUUUUCUCUUGACACCCGUUCACAGGUGACAAUCCUGGUGGCUGCUAACGGUAUGUACAAAGUUCCUGCUAUUAGAAGCACAGAGGGCAUCAAAGGUGCCUUGCUAUCUUUGAAUGUUGAUGCACAAGAACUUGAGGCUGUAGAGGUGCUCUGGACUCCGCAGGCUGAGAAUGAAACAUUGUCUGAGCAGGGAUUUCUCCAAAACUACCCACGUUUGAGGCCGGAUUUUAUGACCUGAUAAAGGCAUCUGUUCGAAACUUUGAUGACAGGCAAUUUUUAGUUUUGGAACGCAAUACACUGCAAGUAGGAAGAUGUUUUCGUUAUGUCAAUAGUCUCCCCCACUUUUAGGAUUGAUUACAAUAUAUUCUAGGAUAUUUUUGACACCUCUAUGUGCUAAGAAACUUCACUCUGUUUAUAUCUGCCUGUAAAGACUUACCUCAUUUAGACACAAUUUCUGCGAAUAUCACAACAGUUGAGAAAUUUGUUGUAGGCUUACCAUUUGAUUUUCUAUUUUCCAAAUAAACAAGCUCUACCCAGGGCUUGUUUGUAUCAUAAUCAUAGUUUUGUACUUCAGGUACUUUUCGGGCGAACAUAAGAAAUUAAUCUGACAACAAAGGAUGGAUAUGAGGAUGAUAGUUUUUGUUCUUGUAACU
Molecule: messenger RNA, 2339 nt
Organism: Populus trichocarpa (black cottonwood)
Lineage: Eukaryota; Viridiplantae; Streptophyta; Magnoliopsida; Malpighiales; Salicaceae
Exons: 5
Coding region: 223-975 (250 amino acids)
Cellular component (GO): chloroplast
Source: RefSeq, a predicted model, not a curated record